Molecule: messenger RNA, 1808 nt
Organism: Linepithema humile (Argentine ant)
Lineage: Eukaryota; Metazoa; Arthropoda; Insecta; Hymenoptera; Formicidae
Source: RefSeq, a predicted model, not a curated record
UCUCUUACAAAAUAAUAAAAAUCUGAUGCUCAUCGAUAUGUCAGGCAAUAGAAAUUUGACCUUGUUGGACAGAUCUUUUAACAACAUGGAGAAAUUAAAAAUUUUGUGGCUCCAAGUUAAUGGAUUGAUCGCAUUGCCGGAAGAUCUUAUUUGGGGAUCCUUUCAGCUGCAAUUUAUUGAUUUGAGGAAAAAUUAUCUUGAAUCUUUGCCUAAGCAUGUAUUUCGGGAUGCUAUAAAUUUAAAAACAUUGCUAUUGAAGUCUAACAAUAUCAAAGUAUUGUCUGAUUAUAUUUUUAAGAAUACCAAUCUUUUAGAGGAGUUGGAUUUAUCACAUAAUCGCAUUACUUCCAUUUCUCGAAAUCUGUUUAAUGGAUUACACGCGUUGAAGGAACUAUACAUGGAACAAAAUCAUCUAAGAACCAUUUCCUUCGAAAGUUUUAGUUCUUUAAAAUCUUUAAAGGUUGCUAUAUUCUCUAAUAACCAUCUCACAUUACAAUCUACAUUUUUUUAUCCAAAUAUCGUACCCAAAUCGCCUUUUCACUAUUGCCGUUCAUUGAAAGAAUUAUAUUUAUCUCACAACAACAUAUCUGAUAUUAUCUUUAAUGGAUUGUCCAGUACAAUACAGAUUUUGGAACUACAUAGUAACAAUAUAUCAAAAAUACGCCCUGUAUUGAAGUUUCUCCGAAAUUCCACCAAUUUAAUUUAUUUGACAUUAUAUGAUAAUCCGUGGGAAUGUAACUGUGAUGCUGUGGAUUUCUUACAUUUUAUUCACACAGAAUAUCGAGAGAUUACUAAAAUAUCUAAAGUGUCGCAAGUGAUAUGUCACGGAAUAAAUAAAUCCGUAUCAGAUAUGAGUUUCUACGACUUUUGUCCGCUUGACACAACAGCGAUUAUUAUUAUAAGCGUACUAAUUACUCUAACAGGAUUUAUCAUCUGCAUUCUUGGAUUAUAUUAUAAAUACCAGAAACACAUUAAAAUAUGGCUAUUUGCACAUGAAUGGUGUUUACGGUUUGUAACAGAAGAACAACUGGACAAAGAAAAAUCAUAUGACGCGUUCGUGAGCUACUCGCACAACGAUCACAGUUUUAUAAUAAACGAGUUGAUACCGAAGCUAGAGAACGGCCCUACACCUUACAAACUGUGCCUGCAUUAUAGAGAUUGCUCAAUAUAUGAGUGUGUAUCGGACGUUAUCGCUAAAUCCGUUACAAAUUCGAGGCGGACGAUAGUGAUUCUGUCGCCAAAUUUCUUGGAUAGCGUUUGGGGAAAGAUGGAAUUUCGUGUCUCACAUUGUCAAGCGUUGAGUGAAGGCCGUGCGAAAGUUAUACUCAUAUUCUACGAUGAUAUCGGACCCAUCAAUGACUUGGAUGCAGAAUUAAAAGCAAUUAUAACUAUGAGUACGUGUAUUCAAUGGGGUGAUUCUUGGUUUUGGGAUAAAUUGAAAUAUGCGCUGCCGCAUCAAUCCAUACGACCAAAAAGCAUUGUUGAAAGAGAAGUUGUCGAGAGUGGUGAAUUGUAAACAAAUAGAGAUAAGAAAAAGCUUAUCUAUCCGUUUAUAGUUUCUGUGGCACUUGCAAUCAUUGUAUGCCAUUUCGAUUGCGAUGAAAAGUGAUUUUGUGUGCGAAAAACUUGAGGCAAAAGUCACUAAUAAAUCAUUUCUUGCAAGUAUUAUGUAAGUUAUACUGCGGCAAUAAUCGUUUCUUUUGAAUAAUUAUUAAAAUACAGUCCUAAAAUCAGUAAUAAAUGAUUUACUUUGAUAAUGCAAAGGUAGAUAAAGCCAUUAAGAAUAUGAAAAUGAUUAGCGACUAUUG